Molecule: messenger RNA, 4601 nt
Organism: Heterotrigona itama
Lineage: Eukaryota; Metazoa; Arthropoda; Insecta; Hymenoptera; Apidae
Source: the annotation of a GenBank genome assembly
AAUAAAUGCAGCCUCUGUCUAGGGAGAUAUCGCCGUGAAUAAAAGGUCCGCUUAACCAAAUGAAUAAAGAGAGGUAUGCGUAUUUCGGUAUGAAUACUUACGUUUAAAAGCUACGAAAUAAUGGUGAAAAAUACAAGGAAAGAAAGACCAAAAUAGUAACCCUGCAGGCGAUCAAGUGUAAGGAACGAGUCAAGUACGCCUGGUGGUAGACUCUUUCCAUCUUUUUCUAUUUAUCGGGGAAAAGGUAUGAACGCUUCCUUCUCGAAGCGCGUUAAAACGAUGUCUAACUUUCGAUGGGCAGUUGGCAGCCGUGCGUAAAAGAAAUAAAUAAUCAAAGCGACCAUGAAGUGACAAAUAAAGUUGGAGAACAAUGCUCGUGAAUGGCAAGGAAAUUUGAGUGCAGCGUGCAUUGGCCCCCAUUCUAUGUUUUGGAUACGUCUUACGCGGUUACAACGUGGUGUUACGUACGACAUUAAAGCCGGAGGUACGCUAUGCACUCGCCGCGGAUACGAGGCUGACAUUUAGGAUAUUUUCUUCGUCCCGAUACCUCCGUGGUAUUGGUCUUACUUUCGUAUUCCUGUAUCAGUCGCCCGCUGACAACCGUGAUUCCUCCAUGCGUAGGAAUCCGAUUCCGCGGUUAGCCAAUUUAAAUGACUGAAAACAAGCUGAAUCGACGAUCACCAGAAGUAUUAUUAUCGGGAAAUUUAAUAGAGAUGCGGAGAGACAUGCCUUCCUCGAGAGUGCUGUUGCAUACCGUUUUUUAAGGACACGUUCGGCACGGAUACCGGUCAACGAUAUUUUCGUUGUUAACCUCUACCACUGGUUCGAAUGCGUUGUUACGCCGCACAUUGCGGACGAUAGUGGCCAUGUGUUUGUUCUUUACUCACCUGACCAAGGUCUGACAGGAUAAUUCAUCCAGUAUAGUUUCAAACAUGAAAACAGAAAAGAAGCCCACUGAACCAAGUUGUGUACCGAGCACUGUUGUCAAAGAGGAGCCUGAUACGGAUCCAGUUAAGAUCAAAGAGGAGGGUACCGGAGGUAAUAAUGAUGAUACAACAGGAGAAGACACUACGGAGUGCUCCAGGGAUCCUUGUUUGGAUCCUUCCAACGGAGAAGGUACCCUGUCAGGAGAGAACCAAAAUAAUAGUGCAAAUCAACCAAUUUUAAACUCAGUGAAACAAGAAGGUGAUCAUAACAAUCCCACAGAUGAUAUACCUGAUUGUAGUGGUAAUGUUAUUACUGCAGAUGGUAUUCAACCACUAGUUAGUAAUGUUCUUGGAAAACAGAUGGGAACUAGUACAGGAAGUGGUGAAGCUCAAUAUAUGCAACAGCAAAGUCAAAUUUUUGUAUUUUCUACAACAUUAGCAAAUAAAGGUGCAGAUGCAGUGUUACAAGGGCAAUAUCCAUCGAUCAUUGCUUAUCAUUGUGCACAGCCGGGCACUAAAAAAUAUUUAGAGAAACAUCCAAAUAAAAUAAACCAAUUCCGACAAAAUCCUGCGCAAUGGUUAAAUAAUCUUGCAAUGAUGAAACAGAAAGGUCACCAAGGAGGUACAAACAAUACUUUUCAAAAUGAACAACCUCCAGAUCUACCGGCUCUUGAUCCUAAUGCUCCUCCAUUCUGGAAUGAACAACCUAAUCUGAGGAACUUAAAUGGUGGUAAUGCUCUUGGUAAUUCUGAACCAUCAUUGGAUGAUGCAAAUAUAGAUGUGCCUUGCCUUGUACCAAAUUCACCUGGUAACUCAGCAAAUCCACAACCUCCUAAUAGUACUACAAUGGGCCAUAGUCCCAAUUUAUUAGGAGGUACUACCAGUCCAGGUCCAGGCAGUUUACAGCCAUCACUGCAAGGUGUCAAAGUUCCGGACGAAAAUUUAACGCCGCAACAGAGGCAACAUCGAGAAGUUCAGUUAGCAACUAUUAGGAAAAUGCAAAUGAUGUUAUUUCCUGAGCACAAGGAAGAAACCGCUAAUACGCUAGACACAACACAAGGAACCGCGGUAUCAACGUGUCCUCCAACGAACGUUCCUUCAGUUGUUCCAACUCAGUGUCCUCCAACUAUGGAUUGGCAUAAAUUGCAACAUCAAUUUCUUGAUGGGAAAAAUAAGGCCAGUGUUGGAAGUCCUGGAGUUCCAUUGCGAGGUGCUAAUAUGGUAGGGGUUCCUCGUAGUCAAGGACCACCACCGCCAUAUCAUCAAACAACACGAUCUGCGAGUGUGCCAAUCGCGAUACAAAGCCCAAAUCCUUCUUCACCUAACAAUCCAACCAGUAAUUUAUCUUUACCAUCACCUCGCGCAAGUUCAGCUCUAAAUUCACCUGCAGACUGCAAUAGACAAUUUCAACUCAGUAAUCAGAGAACUAGCCAUUUACCAGGACAAAGUCCAACGAGUCAAGACUCUCCGAAUCCGACAGUUGGAAAUGCAACAGCCGUAUCAACAACGAGACUUAAUCAUAGUAACCCGGGAACGCCUGUUUCCCAUUCACACAUCUCGACGCUUAGUCCUAGUGGAACGACUGCUCAAAAAGAUUCAGCUUUAGAUUUUCCCACCAGCCAGCCUCCAAAUGUGGAUGGUAUGUUUUGCCGCACGCUGCAAUCCUUAGCCCAGCAAAAGCAGCAACAUACUGGAGCAGUGAACGCAACGGGUGUUAAGGAAGCGAAUCUGAUGCCGGUGCCGAGUCCUCAACAGAUUCAAUAUCUUAACACCUUUGAAGGACAGGAAUUGACUAUACAGAAACAACCAAAUACAAGUCUGAAGGAUGGCAAUUUAUCCACGAAUACAGCCAGCAAUACAGAAAUGCCAAACAGAAUUUUGCCAGGGACUUUGGACAACAGCAAUCAGUUUCCUGCUAGAUCCGAGGGUACAAGUCCUGUUCAGAUGGAUAGCAUGAAUCGCGGCUUUACAGGCUCUUUGCAUAGUCCACAUACUCCUCAUACUCCACACACGCCAGGCAAUGGUGCUCCACAUACUCCUGUUGAUCCUGGAAAAUCCGGAAACAAGUCUAGUGCGAGUGCACAGAGUAGUCCAGCACCGCACAAUACGAAUAUACCGGAUAGUAUGGGUCCCCCAAGAACAGUACCAGCAUCACCUACUACGAAACCCGACACAUCUCCACCAUUAACAAAAGAUACUCAACAACAACAAACUCAACCCCAACAGCAGCAACAACAACAACAAUCACAGCAACAACCUCAACAACAACCGCAACAGCCCCCUCAACAACAACAACAGUCUACAGUUGCAAAUCCAAAUAAUUCGGGAAAUGCAACAGUGGUACCUCCUCUGGGAGGUCCAAGCGCCUCCUUCCCUUGCGGAAGACCGUCUAUAAAUGUGAGUCAACCUUCAGACAAUGUGCCUCUUAAUCCCAACAAUAUCGGAGGGCGACUCGGCAGUUUAACCGCAAUGAGUACAAAUCACUUCGAUCCUAUAACUUCCUUGGCCCAGAUGAGCCAGCAACUUACUAAUACGGCAGCUAGCAAUUCAUUAGGUAACGAAGGACCUAUUCAUUCUGGGAACACCGGGAUGAUGCAAUUUGGGAAUCCGCACAGCAUGCACAUGAUGCAAAUGGGCGGUGAGAUGAACGGAAGUUGUCAUAUGGGUGGUCCAACUAGUGAACCAGGCGAGGUAGGAGGAAUGUGCAUGGGGUUGGCAGGACCACCAACCAGCUAUAGCCCGACAACUUCACACACGGGAAGUCCCGGUGUACCUAGUAAAAUGGGCCAUCCUUCCAUCAUGGGUCACGGUAUGAUGAGUAGUCAUUCGGGCAAUGCGGCGGGCACUUAUCCCGGUGGUGAUCCUCACGCACCACCGCCGAGAUUAAUGACAGGUCACGUGACUGGGCCGAGCCCUUAUAACGGAGCGAACGUUCAAGUAAAACCUAGUGCUCCAAACACGAUACAAUAUCUACCAGCAAGGCCCAAUGUUGGUCAUACGCCUAGAGGGCCACCGAGUUUGGACUUCCUUCAACGAUUCACAAAUCCUUUGUCUAAUUUAGAAUCAAAGAUGGGAACACCGUCUGUAAAUCUUCAGUACUUCCCGAACGGUUGUGUACCGAAUAGUAUGGGCCCGCAUAGCGGCAUGCCAUCAACCAUGAGUGGUGGACUUCCUGGCAUGGGUGGCUCUCCAAGGAUGGAUGGACAAUCGAUGAAUACAUCAGUUGGUGUACAUCCUUCGAUGAGACCUGUUAGCAAUAUGAGACCUCAGCCCAAUUUAAUGCGAAUGCAACACAUGGUUGGUGGCGGUGUCUUUCCAGGCGGUUCGAUGGAUCCAGACAAAGUCUUCCCACCUGACAUGGUAUCGCAAGUUCCCAAUCAACCGAAUCCUGGCAUGUACGUAUCUGGCAGCAAAGGCAGUCCAAUGGGAUUAGGACCUCCCCCGGAUGCGACUCAGCCAUUACCUCCGAGUAUGGGUGGUGCUACUAGUAAUUUCAAGAACAGUCCCUUCGUAGGUAGUGGACCUAGUAUGUCGGAUCCGAAUUAUGCUCAACAAUUCCAUAACUUCCAACAACAGCUUUACGCUACAGGAACAAGGGGUAGUGGUCCACCACAUCCUAAUUUACAUCCGCCACCGAAUUCACAUUCGCAUCAGCAGUUCUUCAUGCCGAAAUAA